Messenger RNA from Micropterus dolomieu (smallmouth bass), 1189 nucleotides. It is a transcript of the gene plag1, whose product is annotated as pleiomorphic adenoma gene 1. The record is from RefSeq and is a predicted model, not a curated record. Gene Ontology annotation, biological process: cell fate commitment; regulation of transcription by RNA polymerase II. Gene Ontology annotation, molecular function: histone deacetylase binding; DNA-binding transcription factor activity; RNA polymerase II cis-regulatory region sequence-specific DNA binding. NCBI's taxonomy places the organism in Eukaryota, Metazoa, Chordata, Actinopteri, Centrarchiformes, Centrarchidae. The transcript has a single exon. Bases 5 to 1189 code for a protein of 394 amino acids. Gene Ontology annotation, cellular component: nucleus; cytoplasm.
GCAUAUGGCAACUCACUCGCCAGAAAAAAACCACAAGUGUUCAUACUGUGAGAAAAUGUUCCACCGCAAGGAUCACUUAAAGAAUCACCUACACACGCACGACCCGUACAAGGAGGCGUUCACCUGUCAGGAGUGCGGCAAGAGCUACAACACCAAGCUGGGCUUCAAACGCCACCUCGCCCUCCACGCCGCCAACAGCGGAGACCUCACAUGCCAAGUGUGCCUGCAGCCGUUCCCCAGCACCGGGGUUCUUCUGGAACACCUCAAAACACACGCUGGCAAGUCGUCUGGCGGGACCAAAGAGAAGAAACAUCGCUGUGAGCAUUGUGAGCGGCGAUUUUACACCCGUAAAGACGUGCGACGCCACAUGGUGGUGCACACUGGACGCAAGGACUUCCUUUGUCAGUACUGCGCCCAGCGCUUUGGUAGGAAGGACCACCUGACACGUCACGUGAAAAAGAGCCACACCCGGGAGCUGCUCAGGGUAAAAACUGAGCCAGCAGAUUCGCUGGAGCCCGUUGUCUAUGACUUGGCGUCUGGGGGCAUCAAAGGCGAACUCCCAGGAAUGCUGGCGCAGAGGCCGCACCAGCUCAACAUGUACACAGGCCCCGUCCUGGACACAGAGCCCUUCCCCACCCCCACACACACUUUUUCUUUAAAAUACCCGCUGGGCUCCAACUUUACCUCAUACACCUUCUCCUCCCAGGAGCGGGAGCAGAAUCUAAAGGGAGAACUGGAGACCUAUCUGAUGGAGCUACAGAGCAGCAUGCCCUCCUCAUCCUCUGCAGCCCAAGAACCCCAACUCUCCUCCUCCAAACUUGUGCUGGAGACUCAAGUUGGCAUGCUGGAGGAAGCGAGCCAGGAGGUGUCCCUGUCCAAAAUGUCCACACCGAUGGCAGCAGCCACCACAGGUGACACUCUGGCGUCAUCCUCCUCUCUGAUGGACUUCUCACAACUUUUCAACUUCCUGCCACUCAACGGGCCUCCAUACAACCUGGCAGGGGGGAGCGGGGGACAGGGAGUUGUCUAUCCACCCAACGAAGAGCCCACACCUCUCGUUCAGCUGCCAACCCAACCCCCCGAAGGCCCAGAGGCUACAGAGAGUCCACUUCAAGGACUCCCCUCCUCCUUCAUAUCCAACCUGAGCACACCCACCACACUGCCCCGUUUCCACCAAGCUUUUCAAUGA